GGCGAGAGUCCAGGCCGCGGAUGCUGAAACGGUUGCUAACGCUACAUGGUUGGUGACGCCGUCGUAGGAACUGAACAAUGCCAAGUAAAAGAUCCAGUGGAUUUGUUUCUUUCUGGGCAAGUUGUAAAAAUAUGUGCCCCUAUGGUCCGUUAUUCAAAGUUGGCUUUCAGAACCUUGGUUAGGAAAUACAAUUGCGAUUUGUGUUAUACACCAAUGAUAGUGGCAGCUGAUUUUGUGAGAUCUGCAAAAGCUAGAGACAGCGAAUUCACAACAAACAAAGGUGAUCAUCCACUGAUUGUUCAGUUUGCUGCUAAAGAAGCACAGGUUUUAUGUGAUGCUGCCCGUAUCGUCUGUCCUUUUGCGGAUGGGAUAGACCUAAACUGCGGCUGCCCUCAGAGAUGGGCAAUGGCAGAAGGUUAUGGUGCUUCCUUAAUAAAUAAACCGGAGCUAGUUCGAGAUAUGGUGAGACAUGUAAGGAAUCAGAUCAACAACCCUAGAUUUUCAGUGUCUAUUAAAAUAAGGAUCCAUGAGGACUUAAAAAGAACCGUUGACCUGUGUCGAAAAGCUGAAGCAACUGGGGUUUCAUGGAUUACAGUACAUGGGAGAAAGGUAGAAGAAAGACAUCAGCCUGUACAUUAUGAUGCAAUUAAAAUUAUUAAACAAAGUAUGUCUAUACCUAUUGUGGCUAAUGGAGACAUUAAAACUUUAAAAGAUGCUGAAAAUGUUCAUCACCUGACGGGAGCAGAUGGUGUAAUGGUGGCUAGAGGACUCCUAGCAAAUCCAGCUAUGUUUGCAGGAUAUGAAGAGACACCUUUGAAGUGCAUCCAGGACUGGGUUGACAUUGCUCUUGAGCACGGGACUCCUUUUACAUGUUUUCACCAUCACUUAAUGUACAUGAUGGAACGGAUAACUUCAAAACAAGAAAAAAAAGUUUUUAAUGUUUUAUCAAGUACCUCAGCAGUUUUAGAUUAUCUGAAUGAUCAUUAUGGUUUAUGAUACCUUAAACCAGGUAUCUAAGUAUUGUAUGAAAACUUGUAUUUUGAAAUUGCUGAUACAUUGUUACAGUUUUACUUGGGCUCCUAUUUAUUAGUCAAAUUCAUACAUUGUAUAAAUAAUUUCAAUACAGUAUAACAUUAUGAUCAGGCUGAUGCUUUAUAUUUUUGAUAUUUUUAUAUCAGCCUUUUCUCCUCAAGAAGCAGUCCAAAUUCCAUAAAUGUGGAAUUCUAUUUACAAUGCAUUACUCUACAGAGGAUUGACUGUUACAAGACUCCAGUAACUUAUAACUGCACAAGACAAUUGCUUACAACAGUAUGUUUGCAAAUCUGGGACCUUUCUUGCUUUAACUUCCUAAAAUCAGAAGGGCUACUUAUAAAUAAGACCAACAACUUCAAAGCAAAAGAAUCUAAGGGGAGCAAUUAUAGAAAUAUUUGCUUUAUCUAGCAGAAAUUGUACUUUGGAGUAGAUUUUAUGUUUAAAGGUAGUGAGACCUUGAAGCCUAGCAUAGUAUACUCUUUUAAAUUAAUGUUCCUUUUGCAGUUUAAAACUUUACAUACAACUCUGCAAAGUUCCAGAUUUCACAUGGUGAAAAAAACCUGGAACAGAUAAAAGAUGACAGAAAGAAUAAGAAAGUAAGAUGAAGAAAUGGUUUAAAUUCCGUUUCCUACCCAUAAUUCAUUGUCCAGUGGAAGGUACCUAUUUUGCUGGUAAAUUGUACUCAAAGUAUUUAUGGUACCAUCUCAAGUGAAGAAUGUCUUAUGCUUGUGCUUAAAACAAAGUCAGAGGGACUGCGUUGAAACAUCCUUUAAAAGCAUAGUUAUAUAGCGUACAAGACUGGAAUGUUCAGACUAACUAAAUACAGUUUUAUCUACUGUAAAAUAAUUAUAUAAAAGAUUAAAUCCCUUUCACCUACCA
Molecule: messenger RNA, 1911 nt
Organism: Struthio camelus australis
Lineage: Eukaryota; Metazoa; Chordata; Aves; Struthioniformes; Struthionidae
Source: RefSeq, a predicted model, not a curated record